This is a messenger RNA of Danio rerio (zebrafish), 2618 nucleotides long. Lineage: Eukaryota; Metazoa; Chordata; Actinopteri; Cypriniformes; Danionidae. The record is from RefSeq and is a predicted model, not a curated record.
GAAACGGAUUCGCUCUCAGGUGUUAGUAAAGCCGACACGCAUACUCACCUUCCAGCGUCAUUCUCCAUCCACAUAAAAACCAGCGGAAUUCAACCUGACACCAGAUAAAAAACUUGUUUUUGCUUCCAUCCUCUGGAAAUGAGCAGCCGACGGCGACGAUGCAAGCGUCAGUUGAUCAAGUUCACUCAGCAUAUUGCUCGACUAAUCACAGGAACUCUGAAUACAGAUAAUGAGGACGAAGAACAAGAGAGCACAACGGAACGGUAUCACCCAGAAAAUCUGGAGCAACUGCAAUCGCAGACCCAUUUCUCCAGACAAGAGCUGCAGUUACUCUAUAGAGGAUUCAAGAAUGAUUGUCCAAGUGGAGUUGUGAAUGAGGACACUUUUAAAAACAUAUAUGCUCUGUUCUUCCCACUAGGAGAUUCAUCAAAGUAUGCUCAGUUUCUCUUCAAUGCAUUUGAUAAAGAUAAGAAUGGCUCUCUUAGUUUUGAGGAGUUAGUCUGUGAUCUCUCUGUUUUGCUGAGAGGCACUACCGAAGAAAAGUUGAACUGGGCUUUCAAUCUAUAUGAUAUCAACAAAGAUGGGCAGAUAACUAAAGAGGAAAUGCUGGAUAUAAUGAAGUCUAUUUAUGAUUUGAUGGGGAAAUCUAUACAUCCACGGCUUAAGGAGGAGGCAGUGAGGCAACAUGUCAGAAUGUUCUUCCAAAACAUGGACAUAAACCAGGAUGGUGUAGUAACUAUUGAUGAAUUCAUUGACAGCUGUGAAAAGGAUGAACAUAUCAUGCAGUCUCUUAAGAUUUUUGACAAUGCAGUCUAGAUGUUGACCUGGAAUUCCACUCUCAAAAGUUAAUGAUAACAGCUUUUCUGUACUGUUGUCCUGGAUUCUUCUAGACAGCUCAGGACUGCUUUGGACUGUUUAUGCCAACACACUACUGAAUGUAUACCUGCAUUGGUAAAUGUUUGAGACUGUUUUGUGAUGCAAAUAGAAAUGGAAUAUUAGCGGUAGAGCAGCAACUGCUUUUAAAGCAACAGUGUUUUUGUAUUAUAAUGUGCUUCUGUUGUUACCAAUGUGGUUCAGUUCUGGGUAUCUGUUUCAUUCUAUUGUUUCACACAUCUUCUGUUUCACACCUGAACCGUAAGCACUUAAUGUAUACUUUUGUAGAGAUUCAAAGCCUUUUAACCCCAACCUCUUUAAUAUUUAAUACAGUAGAUGAAUAAUAUAUACAAGACUGGGAUUACUUGAAAGCUUUCAAGGUCAAACUAAAACCUUCUGAGUGAAGUAAACGCCCCACUGUUCUUGACGUCAAAUGUGCACAUUGCAUUUGAAGUAACACUGUAUUUUUUCUGCCAAAAACAUGUUCUGAGGUGAGAUUUUUUUACUUUUUAUUAUUUGUACUGUAUAUUAUGCAAAAGAAUGAUUUGAAUUAAAUUUAUGAUAAAAUUAAGUUUUAUGCUAAAAAAUGAAGACUCAUUUUUGACAUUUUAAAAAACAAAUGACAGUAAACAUAAAUAUUUCAUUAACAUUCCAUAUACACUUCAAUCACCAUGUUAAGUUAUUUUGUUUGAAAAAAAAAAAGUUUUUCUAGAAAAUAUUCACUGAAUUUUAGUCAACAGUACAGCCUUUUGUUUUUUCCCCUAAUAAUGUUGGAAUACAAAAAAAAAUUAAUCAUUAUGAAAUGUAACUUCAUGUGAUCUUUUGUAGAGUACUCUAAAUAAAGUUAGGCUUAGUUGCAUUAAAGAAACAUUGAAACAUAUAAGAAACAAAAAAGUGUAAAACAAAAAGAAAUUUAAAAUAAUUUGAAAUACAUUUAGGAGGGUGAAGAUGAUCAGAUCCUGAAAAACAAGGGUACUCUACAAGGGUAUUUUGGUGCUAUUCUAUGUUCUGUAAAUGCAGCAUUUAUUAUUAAUGUAAUUUAUUUAGCUAUAUUUAUAAAUCAUAUCCCUUCCAUAUAAAUUAAAUUUAACCAGCACUACUAUUAAUAGCUUAGCAUACAAUAAAAGAUCUUAUUAACAUUAAAACUCGCACAUAAUACAAUAAAUAAAUGCCAACAAGUAAUUAUGGCAUGCAGAUAUACAUUUAUUUAACUGAAAGUUUUGAUGUAUUCUGUAGUUUUAUAUAUUUUAAAUGUCAAGAAAUAAAGUAUAAUGAGUUAGGCACUGGUGAAGUUUUAAUAUUAACUCAUGAAUGUGUAUAACCAAAUUAAGAUGAGAUGCCUCUAUGCCAGAUUGCCUUCUCUCUUUCUAUCUAUCAGAUGAAGAGUUCUCUAAUAAUGUCCAUGGCUGAGAACAUAACAGUUUUAUUGUGCAUUCUGGAAUUGUUAUGAAUAGAAAAGACAAGAAGAUCUGAAAUGUAGACAUUUAUGAAUAGAUUAUUUGCUUUCCAAAAUAAUUCCUUUCAACUGUAUAAUAAUUAUUUGAAAAUUGUCAGUGUCUGGUAUAAAAUCUAACAUUUUUGUCUUGUGGUAUUAGUUUGUGUGGUCAUAUAUGUAUAGUAAAUUAUAAAGCGUUUAUAAUUGCUUAUUGUAAGUGUUAUGUUCUUUAAUAAGCUAAUAAAUGCUAGCUGCCUUGAUUUCAACCAAAUGUAUAACAUGUCAGUUGUUGUUAAUUCUUAAUCUGUUU